Cladocopium goreaui is the source of this 2106-nucleotide messenger RNA. The record is from the annotation of a GenBank genome assembly. Lineage: Eukaryota; Dinophyceae; Suessiales; Symbiodiniaceae.
AUGUCGCCCGAUUGUCAAGAAACGUCGGACCCACCAGGUUCAAAGGAGUUGCCUGCUGCAGCUUGCGUGAGGGGGCUGAACAGCGCUGCACGGGCUGGCCUGGGCAACUUUCAGGAGAAAAAGCCAGAAGACGCAGAUGAGCCACGUUUUUUCCAAAAGGUUGGAGGAGGGGCCUACAUCUACCGCCUCGGGGAAAGGCGGUGGUGCAUAGGUCCAGAUCUGUAUGGGGAGGAGGUCAUUUGGGCAGAGACAUCCUUUGCUUGCGACCGCUUGCCAAACAGCCCUUGGGCCAAGGUGGCAGAGACCACAGCUGGCGAUCCAGCUUCGGAAGACCGGAGGUUUCGAUCACCAGAUGUGGCUGCUUCAUUCACCAAGGUGCAGGAGCAACCUUUCAUUCCGCAUGCUUGCCGUGCAGUUGCUGUGCUUCGUAUGAGUGCAGUCCUAGAUUCCCGGGCCUUGCUCGUGCAAUCGCGUCGUCAGCCUUUCAUCAACAAGAUGUUGGCUUCUUUCUUGCAGAAGGAGGUGUGCCGUGUGCGAGUUCAAUCAUGGCUCAACAUGCUUGCGUGCCUGGUGAAUCUUGGUAUCACCUACGGCUCCUUCACUGGGGCCUUUGGCGCCACCAACGAAGAGUUGAGCGAGAAGUAUCAGAGCCUGGUUACACCAGCUGGAUAUGCCUUUGCCAUUUGGGGAGCCAUCUUCACUUGGGAAGGCAUCUUUGCUGUGGCACAGAUGUUUCCCUCUUUCAGCACCAGCCCAGUGGUUGACACCGUCACACCUUGGUGGAUAUUUGCCUGCUGCUGCCAGGUUGCAUGGGCGCUUUUCUUUGCUCAGGACCUGAUUCCCGGAUCCCUGGUGUGCAUGUUGGGAAUCCUUCUCGGUUUGGUCAACUCUGCGCACAGACUUCCUGCCCGAGAUCUUCCUGGAGUACAGCUUGCGGUUUGUCUCGCCGGCAUCGCCGUGAUCGUGGCCUUGUUCACAUUUGCAGCUCCCAGGGCCGACCCUUUGAUUGGUUUAGUGGCCGCUUGGGCCCUACUUGGCAUCUAUGUGGAACUGGAGAACCCUGAGAACUUGCUGAACAUGAACAAGUUCAAUUACAUUGCUUGGCCUCAGUUUGUGAUCGAAUCAGUUCGACGAACCGCCUUGGUGCUGAGUAUUGCUAGUGCAUGUGCUGCCUCGAUUGCCAAUUUUCGCAGUGGAUGGCAAAGGAUGCGUGCGUUUGACAAGUCUUUGACCAGUGACGAUGAGGUGUGCCGUGUGCGAGUUCAAUCAUGGCUCAACAUGCUUGCGUAUCUGGUGAAUCUUGGUAUCACCUACGGCUCCUUGACUGGGGCCUUUGGCGCCACCAACGAAGAGUUGAGCGAGAAGUAUCAGAGCCUGGUUACACCAGCUGGAUAUGCCUUUGCCAUUUGGGGAGCCAUCUUCACUUGGGAAGGCAUCUUUGCUGUGGCACAAAUGUUUCCCUCUCUCAGCACCAGCCCAGUGGUUGACACCGUCACACCUUGGUGGAUAUUUGCCUGCUGCUUCCAGGUGGCAUGGACGCUUUUCUUUGCUCAGGACCUGAUUCCCGGAUCCCUGGUGUGCAUGUUGGGAAUCCUUCUCAGUUUGGUCACUGCCAUUCUGCGCACAGACUUCCUGCCCGAGAUCUCCCUGAAGGAGUACUUCUUGCUGAGGGCACCUUUUUCAUUGCACUGUGGAUGGAUCAUCGCCGCGAGUGUCUUGAAUAUCAACGUCCUUGCAGACUACUACAUGUCAUCGCAAGAGACAUUGCUGAUGUUAGCCAUGGUUUGUCUCGCCGGCAUCGCCGUGAUCGUGGCCUUGUUCACAUUUGCAGCUCCCAGGGCCGACCCUUUGAUUGGUUUAGUGGCCGCUUGGGCCCUACUUGGCAUCUAUGUGGAACUGGAGAACCCUGAGAACUUGCUGAACAUGAACAAGUUCAAUUACAUUGCUUGGCCUCAGUUUGUGAUCGAAUCAGUUCGACGAACCGCCUUGGUGCUGAGUAUUGCUAGUGCAUGUGCUGCCUCGAUUGCCAUUUUUCGCAGUGGAUGGCAAAGGAUGCGUGCGUCUGACAAGUCUUUGACCAGUGACGAUGCCACCGCUGUGAUUUGA